GCACUGCCCCUUUGACUCUCGCCGCCUUCGAACUGAGCUGCGUGACAGUUGAAUACAUGGGAGAAAAUUGCGUGGGCACCGCGCUGCUCGUCCUGUCCGAGUCGCCCAUGCACCCCGCAGACGGAGUAACCGCUGGCCACGCCUGUUCCGCGCUGUGCUGGUGGCUGAGAGGGGGUCCGUGAAGGCACCGUUAAUGCGAGUCACAUGACAGGCCAGCCUCUCCGACGGAUCCGAUACACAUCUAAUAAUCAUGCCGACCACGCAGUCGCCCCAGGACGAGCAGGAGAAGCUUCUGGAUGAAGCUGUGCAGGCGGUCAAGGUCCAGUCUUUCCAGAUGAAGCGAUGCCUGGACAAGAACAAGCUGAUGGAUGCUCUGAAGCAUGCCUCUAACAUGCUGGGUGAGCUGAGGACCUCCAUGCUUUCUCCAAAGAGCUACUAUGAGCUCUACAUGGCCAUCUCUGACGAACUCCACUAUCUAGAGGUUUAUCUGACUGAUGAGUUCGCCAAGGGACGCAAGGUGGCAGAUCUGUAUGAGCUGGUCCAGUAUGCAGGGAACAUCAUCCCCAGACUCUAUCUGUUAAUCACAGUGGGUGUGGUGUACGUUCGCUCCUUCCCCCAGUCUCGUAAGGACAUUCUGAAGGACCUGGUGGAGAUGUGUCGCGGUGUCCAGCACCCACUCAGGGGUCUCUUCCUCAGAAACUACCUGUUGCAGUGCACCCGCAACAUACUGCCAGAUGAUGGAGAGCAGACAGAGGGACCAGAGGAGAUGACCGGUGAAAUCAACGACUCCAUCGACUUUGUACUGCUGAACUUUGCGGAAAUGAACAAGUUAUGGGUGCGAAUGCAGCAUCAGGGUCACAGCCGAGACAGAGAGAAGAGAGAGAAGGAGCGACAAGAACUCAGAAUUCUGGUGGGCACCAACCUAGUUCGCCUCAGCCAGCUUGAGGGUGUCAACGUGGACAAGUACAAACAGACGGUUCUUGCUGGAGUGCUGGAGCAGGUGGUGAACUGCAGAGACUCAUUGGCUCAGGAGUAUCUAAUGGAGUGCAUCAUUCAGGUUUUCCCGGAUGAGUUCCACCUUCAGACCCUGAACCCUUUCCUGCGCUCCUGUGCUGAGCUCCAUCAACACGUCAACGUCAAGAACAUCAUCAUUGCUCUCAUUGACAGACUCGCUCUGUUUGCUCAUCGAGAAGAUGGCCCUGGCAUUCCAGCUGAGAUCAAACUGUUUGACAUCUUCUCUCAACAAGUGGCCACUGUCAUUCAAUCUCGCCAGGACAUGCCAUCAGAGGACGUGGUCUCUCUCCAGGUGUCUCUCAUCAAUUUGGCCAUGAAAUGCUACCCCGACCGCGUUGACUAUGUGGAUAAGGUCCUGGAGAGCACUGUGGAGAUCUUCAACAAGCUCAACUUGGAACACAUAGCGACCAGCAGCGCCGUGUCCAAGGAGCUCACCCGACUGUUGAAGAUCCCAGUGGACACCUACAACAACAUCCUGACAGUGCUGCAGCUCAAGCACUUCCCACCGCUCUUUGAGUACUUCGACUAUGAGUCGCGCAAGAGCAUGAGUUGCUAUGUGCUGAGCAACACGCUGGACUACAACACCACCAUUGUGCAACAGGAACAGGUGGACGCCAUCUUGAGUUUGGUAUCGACACUGAUACAGGACCAGCCAGACCAGCCAGCUGACGAUCCUGACCCUGAGGACUUUGCUGAGGAGCAGAGCCUUGUGGGUCGCUUCAUCCACCUGCUUCACUCUGACGAUCCUGAUCAACAGUACCUUAUCCUGAACACAGCCCGAAAACACUUUGGUGCCGGUGGGAACCAAAGGAUUCGCUACACACUCCCUCCUCUGGUGUUCGCUGCCUACCAGCUGGCCUUCAGAUACAAGGAAAACUCCUCACUGGAUGACAAGUGGGAAAAGAAGUGCCAGAAGAUCUUUUCCUUUGCCCACCAGACCAUCAGUGCACUUAUCAAGGCUGAGCUUGCUGAGCUGCCUCUUCGACUCUUCCUGCAGGGGGCGCUGGCAGCGGGCGAGAUUGGCUUUGAGAACCAUGAGACUGUAGCAUACGAGUUCAUGUCACAGGCCUUCUCCCUGUAUGAGGAUGAGAUAAGUGACUCGAAAGCCCAGUUGGCAGCCAUCACACUGAUCAUCGGUACCUUUGAGCGAAUGCGUUGUUUCAGUGAGGAGAACCACGAGCCGCUGAGGACUCAGUGUGCGCUGGCUGCCUCCAAGCUUCUGAAAAAGCCUGACCAGUGCCGAGCUGUCAGUAUCUGCGCCCACCUCUUCUGGUCCGGUCGCAGUACUGAAAAAAACGGUGAAGAGAUCCGCGAUGGUAAGCGUGUGAUGGAGUGUCUAAAGAAAGCCCUGAAGAUUGCCAACCAGUGCAUGGACCCAUCACUGCAAGUCCAGCUUUUCAUUGAAAUCCUCAACAGAUACGUCUGCUUCUAUGAGAGAGAAAACGAUGCGGUGACUGUCCAGGUAUUAAACCAGCUGAUCCAAAAGAUCAGGGAAGAUCUUCCUAACCUGGAGGCAAGUGAGGAAACGGAGCAGAUCAACAAACACUUCCAAAACACACUGGAGCAUCUUCGCCUGCAGAGAGAAUCCCCCGAGUCCGAGGGUCCUGCCUAUGAGGGCCUGGUCCUUUAAAACUAUCACAGGUUGGAAGGAUGUGAAGCCCAUCCAUAGAUGUUUCACUUUAUUAUGAGCAUAAAACUACAUGCACUCACAGAGACACACAAAAGGCGAGGAAUAAAAAUAAUCAUCAAGAAAUGCUAAAAGAACUCAGUCCUUUAUUUUUUUUUAAAGCAUCAUUAUUAUUAUUAUUAUUAUUAUUCAUUUUCUGCAUCAGUUCCUCCUCACUGUCCCUCAGUAGCAGAGCUAUUUUCUGCAACGGGUUGGAGGUGUGUUUCAUUUUAAGAAAUGUGUGUCAGCAACAGUGUACUUAGCUUCGAUUUGCAAUGUGGCAAGUCUUAGGCAUCAUUCCUUUAUGAACUCAUACUUGACCAAUUUAUCUUUAACCUGCAUCACGUUAUUGUUGAUAGUAGACUUACUAGCUUUGUUAGGUGUAUACACUGACUCAUCAACCCCUCACUUGUUCACGUCUUUCCAUACUGACAAUUGGAUUUAUUAGUGGAGCGUUUCAAGACUACAGAACAUUGUAGUGGUGUUAAAGCUGUGAAACACGUGAGCUAGUUUCCAAACCUGAAAAGUCAAAAAUUCUGCUGUUCUUCAGGAUGGCUGUGUGGCACAUUGUAGACAGGUUGGGACUGACCAAACUGAAGUCCAGACAAAUGGAACCACAUGCAAACGUUUGCCCCACAAGAAUGACAAACAAUUCAGUUCCCAUUUAAGAAAACCAAAUGAGUAUUUUAAAAUGCAGCAUCUUAACAUCCUGUCCGAAUUUGACUGUGGGAACUUGUUAAUGUGUGCAUGACCCUCAGUUCUUAUACCAUCUCAGCUGGGGUGCAAAGAAAUUACAAAUAAGCUCACAAAUUCAUUAAUUUGUGUGUGGGAGAUAUUUCAUAUUUUUUUCAAAAGAUCCUAUAUCUUAUCACAUCUCGGUAGUGCUUCUUUUUAAUUUCAUAUUUGUCUCUCCAUCUUCAUAGACUCCAUAUUGUAUUAGUUUAUAUCUGGACUUCUCACAAUUGACGUGUUCAGAACUGCAGCAUGUGUUUGCAUGCUUUAGUGCGCUUGUACCAUAAGGCCCAAUUUACUCUAUAUAGAUCCUACCAACUAUUAAUGUCUGACUUUGUCAAAAAAAUGUGUAGAUCAGUGCAAUCCUGCAGGGCUGCAAGGAUUCCACAGGAUUGUAAGCUUGACAAGUUCCCAUACUGAGUACGUAACAAUGUACAAGCUUGUGUGUGAGAUUUUGGAAUGAUUUGCUGCAGCAUCGGACAGUGUCUGCUGAUCUCUCUCUAUUUUAUGUUUAGCUACUGUUGAUUUGUUUGAAGGUGGUAUUCUACCAAUUUCUCUCCCUUUUAGAAUCUGUGUAAACCCACUUGUAAAUCAGAUAAAGAAAGCAGAAUAGCAAUUAUCAUCGUCGGUUACAGAAACAAAAUUGAAAUUAACAAUAAAUAUUUGCAUUUUGUUAAUUUUACACAGCAUAUGAAUAUAAUAAAAUCUUAUCAUUAUUAA
Scophthalmus maximus (turbot) is the source of this 4132-nucleotide messenger RNA. It is a transcript of the gene vps35, whose product is annotated as VPS35 retromer complex component. NCBI's taxonomy places the organism in Eukaryota, Metazoa, Chordata, Actinopteri, Pleuronectiformes, Scophthalmidae. Gene Ontology annotation, biological process: retrograde transport, endosome to Golgi; intracellular protein transport. Bases 251 to 2644 code for a protein of 797 amino acids. The transcript has 17 exons. Gene Ontology annotation, cellular component: late endosome; retromer complex; retromer, cargo-selective complex. The record is from RefSeq and is a predicted model, not a curated record.